Molecule: messenger RNA, 1626 nt
Organism: Toxorhynchites rutilus septentrionalis
Lineage: Eukaryota; Metazoa; Arthropoda; Insecta; Diptera; Culicidae
Gene: Acat2
Product: acetyl-CoA acetyltransferase
Exons: 5
Coding region: 253-1437 (394 amino acids)
Biological process (GO): fatty acid beta-oxidation
Molecular function (GO): acetyl-CoA C-acetyltransferase activity
Source: RefSeq, a predicted model, not a curated record
AACCCGUUUGGGUGGAACUCGUUUUAUUAUUACCUCACACACGUUGACAUGCUUGCAUUUUCCGUCGUCCGAGGAAAGUUUUUCUUAUUGGUACCUCAGUUGCGAACCGUAAUCGGAUAGGAAUUGACGUGUCAGCUCGACCCAAACAAAAGUGUAUUUCCGCAGCUCCACGAGCGAUCGCAGGCAUACAGACACGAAUCGUGUGAUUAAACUCCCCACAUUUAUUGAAUCGAAUUUCUCGCGCUUUUCGAUAUGACGUCAGCAGGAGACGUAUUCAUCGUAUCUGCAGCAAGGACACCGAUCGGUAACUUCCAGGGCACCCUCUCGACGCUGAGUGCCGCGGAGUUGGGAGCGGUCGCUAUCAAGGAAGUCCUCGAAAGAGCGAAGGUUGCCCCACCUGAUGUCGAUGAGGUUAUUCUUGGACAGGCACUCACCGCAGGCCAGGGCCAGAACCCAGCUCGUCAGGCGGCCAUCAAGGCGGGGUUGCCGAAAGAGGUUCCCGCUUAUCUGAUCAAUAUGCUGUGUGGGUCGGGCUUGAAAACGGUUGCCCUGGGUUAUCAAGCCAUCCGCGCGGGAGACGCUAGUGUAAUUGUGGCCGGCGGACAGGAAUGUAUGUCCAAAGCCCCCCAUGUGCUGCACUUGCGCAACGGUACAAAAAUGGGCGAAGCAAAAAUGGUUGAUUCCAUGCUUAGCGAUGGACUGACGGAUGCUUUUUACGAUCUGCAUAUGGGCGUAACGGCUGAGAACCUGGCGAAAGAGUUUGACAUCGAUCGUGUGCAGCAGGAUGCUUUCGCCGCCAGAAGUCAACAGUUGGCUGAAGAAUCCCAAAAAAAUAAUUUCUUCAAGGAGGAAAUUGUGGCAGUACCGGUGCCUGGGCGAAAGGAAACUAUCAUUUUCGACAAGGAUGAAUACCCGAAGCAUGGGACUACUGUGGAAGGGUUAGCCAAACUGAGGCCAUGCUUCAUUAAGGAUGGAACUGUGACACCAGGUAAUGCGUCAGGAAUUAACGAUUCGGCAGCAGCUGUGCUGCUUAUGUCCGCGGAAGAGGUUCAAAAGCGGGACGUGAAGCCGCUUGCGAAAAUCGUUGCCUUCGCUCAGACCGGUAUCUGUCCAAAAACAAUGGGUGCCGGACCGAUCACAGCGGUUCAGAAAGUUCUCCUUAAAGCCGGCUGGAAGCUGGAAGACAUAGAUUUAUUCGAACUAAACGAAGCUUUCGCUGCCCAAGCGUUGGCCGUGAACAAGGGCCUUGAUGUGGACCCGGCUAAAGUGAACAUUGGUGGUGGCGCUAUAGCCCUUGGGCAUCCAAUUGGAGCAUCCGGAUGUCGUGUUUUGGUCACUCUGUUGUACGCUUUGAAGAGAACUGGUGGUAAAAAAGGUAUUGCCUCGCUGUGCGUUGGCGGUGGGAUGGGAGUGGCAAUGGCAGUAGAAUUGUUAUAGUAUACCGUUAUAGAGUAACAGUAUAUAAUAACGUUUCCGCGAACUGGUGGUCAGUAUUUUUGACGGUUCAAUAGGCUAGAGCAUAUCUCGGAACUAUUAUAUUCAGAGUAUUCAGAACCUUUUGUAAAUGUCGCUAUGUGAUCGAAUAACAGUAUCAGCCUUCGGACAAUAAAGCAACACUUGUACUUA